AUGGCAGACGUUGGCUGUGGCUUUGGUGGUCUUAUCAUUUCACUCGCUCCAAAAUUCCCCAACUCUCUCAUCCUAGGUAUGGAAAUACGCCCACAAGUUACGCAGUAUGUGUCCGAUAGAAUAGUUGGCUUGCGCAAUUUGGCCAAGACGGGCCAGAUUGAUGUCCCCGAUAAGCUCCCCGAUCAGCAGCAAGGUAGAGGCGCAUACGAGAAUGCCUCCGUAAUAAGGGCAAAUGCGAUGAAAUUUCUUCCAAACUUUUUCCAAAAAGCUCAACUCAAAAAGAUAUUCUUUCUCUUCCCUGAUCCUCACUUCAAAGCGCGCAAGCAUAAGGCGAGAAUUAUAACGCAAACGCUGCUUUCCGAGUAUGCCUACGUGUUAGCACCGAAUGCCACGCUUUUCCAGAUCACUGAUGUACCCGACCUCUUCAGCUGGAUGCAAAUGCACCUGGAAAAACACCCUCUGUUUGAGCAAAUUCCCGAUGAGGAGCUCACCACAGAGGACCAAACCGCGCUCAGCUGCGUCAAGAGUGAGACUGAAGAAGGCAAGAAGGUCACGCGUAACGGCGGUGGCAGACAAUGGGCGACUUGGCGUCGAAUCCCUGAUCCACCUCUCUAA
This is a messenger RNA of Wallemia ichthyophaga EXF-994, 615 nucleotides long. RefSeq names its product tRNA (guanine-N(7)-)-methyltransferase. The record is from RefSeq and is a predicted model, not a curated record. Bases 1 to 615 code for a protein of 204 amino acids. Gene Ontology annotation, biological process: RNA (guanine-N7)-methylation; tRNA methylation. The transcript has a single exon. NCBI's taxonomy places the organism in Eukaryota, Fungi, Basidiomycota, Wallemiomycetes, Wallemiales, Wallemiaceae. Gene Ontology annotation, cellular component: tRNA methyltransferase complex. Gene Ontology annotation, molecular function: tRNA (guanine(46)-N7)-methyltransferase activity.